This is a messenger RNA of Diuraphis noxia (Russian wheat aphid), 1353 nucleotides long. RefSeq lists its product as uncharacterized. Gene Ontology annotation, biological process: signal transduction. NCBI's taxonomy places the organism in Eukaryota, Metazoa, Arthropoda, Insecta, Hemiptera, Aphididae. The record is from RefSeq and is a predicted model, not a curated record.
GGAGCAUUUUAUUAUGCCAUAUAACAUGAACAAUGCUAAUAAAGCUGGAUUAUUUGGUAUUCAAACAUUAUUCUUUUAUGAGUAUGGUUUAUCUUUUGCACAAAUAGCAAGAGAUAGCGCUCUUAAAGCAUUAUCACUAAAUGGAACUGAAGCGGAAUGGUAUUUUUUGAUGGCUAAAGUAUUAACGAACUGGCAAAGAACAUGUGGCAAUUAUUUUGAAUGUUCUGAACAAGAAAUUAAGGCAUCUGAAAUGGCUGUUAAACUUGGUAACAAGGAUCAUCACAAAUUGCAUUUAGUCCAUAUAUAUCAACGGAUGAGUAAAAACAUGAAUAAAAAUAAAAAAGCCAAAAAUACAAUUCUAGAUGAGUCAUUAAAAUUGAUUAUUGAAGUCAUAGACAAUACAAAAGAUUUGCUUUUGCUAAAAAGUUGUUUAAUUAGCUUAUCGAAAAUUUCUCAAAAUCAAGAGUAUAACAAUGAUAUUACUAUCAUCUUGAAUCAACUUAUUGAUACAUUAGAACAUAGUGAUAAUGGUUAUGUUCAUGGGGCAAUUGGAAACUACUAUUUGUUUAAUAAAAAGGAUUAUGUAAAGGCAAAUUUUCAUCUUAAGAAAGCUUAUGAUGUCAAAAGCUUUGGUAAUUCUAUUGAUUACAUUUAUACAUUCUAUAAAAUAAAUCCAAAAACCGCGCCAAUAGAACAAAUGAUGGUAGACUUGUUGAAAAGAUUUCCUCAUCCUGUUCACCAAGAAAAACUUCUAAGUCAAAUUGUAUCAUAUUUACUUCUAACCAAGAAUGAUCUUAUUCGAGCGCUCAAGUACAUCCCAAUGUUGUUGAGCAUUAAAAAUGUGACUUGUGUUUACAGCCUUCAGACACAUAGAACCAAGUUUAGUGAAUAUACUAAAGAAGUUAAUUUGUUAGACGUUUUAUCCGAAAAACUCUCUAUAGCAUUAAAAAAUACAACAUUGUCAACAGAUGAUCACGAAAAAAUUAUAGAGGUUAUGAAAAUACUAGAAUCAUAUAAAUUAUAUGUAUCAAGUUUGAUGAAAAAUAAAGAACACAUUUUUGGAAACAAAGUUACAGGCAAUACUAAAGCCAAAACUGUAUCCUAUAAUAUUGACAGAGAACGUAAAGAAUCAUGGACCCAUAUAAAUUCUAAACAGAUUAUGAAUCCUAUCCAGARUAAGGAAGAAGAAGGUAAUUGGAGAACUUUAAAACCAGAUUCUACACCAAAAACUACAAUUUUUAUGCGUAAUAACCCAACUCAGAUUAAAAAACCAUGGUGAGGAAAUCAAAAAAACUUAUAAAUUGAAUUCAUAAAYAAACGUUUUUAAUAUGAAAUCAAUUAAUAUAAUAUAUU